AUGGUCUACGAGAUGAUGAGGUGUGACCCAACCUGCCAUGUCGCUAGGUCAAGGAAAAGAGCGCGUCUGAGCAAGACGCAGACUGCGAUGCGCUCGGGCCACAGGCACGCAGUAGAGGCGUCGCUUGGGAGAGGUCAACCAACGCACCGCCCAUUUUGUGUAUAUAUAGCCGCUGACCUCGCCAGAUAGAACCAUUUGAUCGCCUUCUGCUCCUGCAUUCGCUUCUUUCCUCCUGCUAUAGCUGUUCAUCGAUUUUCUUGGUCCAAGGGUCUAUCCAGAUCUGGUAUGAAACUGUUAAGCUUUCACCGGGUGUAGAUUGACGCUUGGCCCUCGAGCCAUUUUUCUUCUUCAUCUUUCUCAACUCUCUUGGUCCGACCGUCUAUCCAGAUCUGGUAUGAAACUGUUAAGCUUUCACCGGGUAUAGAUUGACGCUUGGCCCUCGAGCCAUUUUUCUUCUUCAUCUUUCUCAACUCUCUUGGUCCGACCGUCUAUCCAGAUCUGGUAUGAAACUGUUAAGCUUUCACCGGGUAUAGAUUGACGCUUGGCCCUCGAGCCAUUUUUUUCUUCUUCAUCUUUCUCAACUCUCUUGGUCCGACCGUCUAUCCAGAUCUGGUAUGAAACUGUUAAGCUUUCACCGGGUGUAGAUUGACGCUUGGCCCUCGAGCCAUUUUUUUCUUCUUCAUCUUUCUCAACUCUCUUGGUCCGACCGUCUAUCCAGAUCUGGUAUGAAACUGUUAAGCUUUCACCGGGUGUAGAUUGACGCUUGGCCCUCGAGCCAUUUUUUUCUUCUUCAUCUUUCUCAACUCUCUUGGUCCGACCGUCUAUCCAGAUCUGGUAUGAAACUGUUAAGCUUUCACCGGGUAUAGAUUGACGCUUGGCCCUCGAGCCAUUUUUUUCUUCUUCAUCUUUCUCAACUCUCUUGGUCCGACCGUCUAUCCAGAUCUGGUAUGAAACUGUUAAGCUUUCACCGGGUGUAGAUUGACGCUUGGCCCUCGAGCCAUUUUUUUCUUCUUCAUCUUUCUCAACUCUCUUGGUCCGACCGUCUAUCCAGAUCUGGUAUGAAACUGUUAAGCUUUCACCGGGUAUAGAUUGACGCUUGGCCCCUCGAGCCAUUUUUUUCUUCUUCAUCUUUCUCAACUCUCUUGGUCCGACCGUCUAUCCAGAUCUGGUAUGAAACUGUUAAGCUUUCACCGGGUGUAGAUUGACGCUUGGCCCUCGAGCCAUUUUUUUCUUCUUCAUCUUUCUCAACUCUCUUGGUCCGACCGUCUAUCCAGAUCUGGUAUGAAACUGUUAAGCUUUCACCGGGUAUAGAUUGACGCUUGGCCCUCGAGCCAUUUUUUUCUUCUUCAUCUUUCUCAACUCUCUUGGUCCGACCGUCUAUCCAGAUCUGGUAUGAAACUGUUAAGCUUUCACCGGGUAUAGAUUGACGCUUGGCCCUCGAGCCAUUUUUUUCUUCUUCAUCUUUCUCAACUCUCUUGGUCCGACCGUCUAUCCAGAUCUGGUAUGAAACUGUUAAGCUUUCACCGGGUGUAGAUUGACGCUUGGCCCUCGAGCCAUUUUUUUCUUCUUCAUCUUUCUCAACUCUCUUGGUCCGACCGUCUAUCCAGAUCUGGUAUGAAACUGUUAAGCUUUCACCGGGUAUAGAUUGACGCUUGGCCCUCGAGCCAUUUUUUUCUUCUUCAUCUUUCUCAACUCUCUUGGUCCGACCGUCUAUCCAGAUCUGGUAUGAAACUGUUAAGCUUUCACCGGGUAUAGAUUGACGCUUGGCCCUCGAGCCAUUUUUUUCUUCUUCAUCUUUCUCAACUCUCUUGGUCCGACCGUCUAUCCAGAUCUGGUAUGAAACUGUUAAGCUUUCACCGGGUAUAGAUUGACGCUUGGCCCCUCGAGCCAUUUUUUUCUUCUUCAUCUUUUCUCAACUCUCUUGGUCCGACCGUCUAUCCAGAUCUGGUAUGAAACUGUUAAGCUUUCACCGGGUAUAGAUUGACGCUUGGCCCUCGAGCCAUUUUUUUCUUCUUCAUCUUUUCUCAACUCUCUUGGUCCGACCGUCUAUCCAGAUCUGGUAUGAAACUGUUAAGCUUUCACCGGGUAUAGAUUGACGCUUGGCCCUCGAGCCAUUUUUUUCUUCUUCAUCUUUCUCAACUCUCUUGGUCCGACCGUCUAUCCAGAUCUGGUAUGAAACUGUUAAGCUUUUCACCGGGUGUAGAUUGACGCUUGGCCCUCGAGCCAUUUUUUUCUUCUUCAUCUUUCUCAACUCUCUUGGUCCGACCGUCUAUCCAGAUCUGGUAUGAAACUGUUAAGCUUUCACCGGGUGUAGAUUGACGCUUGGCCCUCGAGCCAUUUUUUUCUUCUUCAUCUUUCUCAACUCUCUUGGUCCGACCGUCUAUCCAGAUCUGGUAUGAAACUGUUAAGCUUUCACCGGGUGUAGAUUGACGCUUGGCCCUCGAGCCAUUUUUUUCUUCUUCAUCUUUCUCAACUCUCUUGGUCCGACCGUCUAUCCAGAUCUGGUAUGAAACUGUUAAGCUUUCACCGGGUAUAGAUUGACGCUUGGCCCUCGAGCCAUUUUUUUCUUCUUCAUCUUUCUCAACUCUCUUGGUCCGACCGUCUAUCCAGAUCUGGUAUGAAACUGUUAAGCUUUCACCGGGUGUAGAUUGACGCUUGGCCCUCGAGCCAUUUUUCUUCUUCAUCUUUUCUCAACUCUCUUGGUCCGACCGUCUAUCCAGAUCUGGUAUGAAACUGUUAAGCUUUUCACCGGGUGUAGAUUGACGCUUGGCCCUCGAGCCAUUUUUUUCUUCUUCAUCUUUUCUCAACUCUCUUGGUCCGACCGUCUAUCCAGAUCUGGUAUGAAACUGUUAAGCUUUUCACCGGGUGUAGAUUGACGCUUGGCCCUCGAGCCAUUUUUUUCUUCUUCAUCUUUCUCAACUCUCUUGGUCCGACCGUCUAUCCAGAUCUGGUAUGAAACUGUUAAGCUUUCACCGGGUAUAGAUUGACGCUUGGCCCUCGAGCCAUUUUUUUCUUCUUCAUCUUUUCUCAACUCUCUUGGUCCGACCGUCUAUCCAGAUCUGGUAUGAAACUGUUAAGCUUUCACCGGGUGUAGAUUGACGCUUGGCCCCUCGAGCCAUUUUUUUCUUCUUCAUCUUUCUCAACUCUCUUGGUCCGACCGUCUAUCCAGAUCUGGUAUGAAACUGUUAAGCUUUCACCGGGUGUAGAUUGACGCUUGGCCCUCGAGCCAUUUUUUUCUUCUUCAUCUUUCUCAACUCUCUUGGUCCGACCGUCUAUCCAGAUCUGGUAUGAAACUGUUAAGCUUUCACCGGGUGUAGAUUGACGCUUGGCCCUCGAGCCAUUUUUUUCUUCUUCAUCUUUCUCAACUCUCUUGGUCCGACCGUCUAUCCAGAUCUGGUAUGAAACUGUUAAGCUUUUCACCGGGUGUAGAUUGACGCUUGGCCCCUCGAGCCAUUUUUUUCUUCUUCAUCUUUCUCAACUCUCUUGGUCCGACCGUCUAUCCAGAUCUGGUAUGAAACUGUUAAGCUUUCACCGGGUAUAGAUUGACGCUUGGCCCUCGAGCCAUUUUUCUUCUUCAUCUUUUCUCAACUCUCUUGGUCCGACCGUCUAUCCAGAUCUGGUAUGAAACUGUUAAGCUUUCACCGGGUGUAGAUUGACGCUUGGCCCCUCGAGCCAUUUUUUUCUUCUUCAUCUUUCUCAACUCUCUUGGUCCGACCGUCUAUCCAGAUCUGGUAUGAAACUGUUAAGCUUUCACCGGGUGUAGAUUGACGCUUGGCCCUCGAGCCAUUUUUUUCUUCUUCAUCUUUCUCAACUCUCUUGGUCCGACCGUCUAUCCAGAUCUGGUAUGAAACUGUUAAGCUUUCACCGGGUGUAGAUUGACGCUUGGCCCUCGAGCCAUUUUUUUCUUCUUCAUCUUUCUCAACUCUCUUGGUCCGACCGUCUAUCCAGAUCUGGUAUGAAACUGUUAAGCUUUCACCGGGUGUAGAUUGACGCUUGGCCCCUCGAGCCAUUUUUCUUCUUCAUCUUUCUCAACUCUCUUGGUCCGACCGUCUAUCCAGAUCUGGUAUGAAACUGUUAAGCUUUCACCGGGUGUAGAUUGACGCUUGGCCCUCGAGCCAUUUUUUUCUUCUUCAUCUUUCUCAACUCUCUUGGUCCGACCGUCUAUCCAGAUCUGGUAUGAAACUGUUAAGCUUUCACCGGGUAUAGAUUGACGCUUGGCCCCUCGAGCCAUUUUUUUCUUCUUCAUCUUUCUCAACUCUCUUGGUCCGACCGUCUAUCCAGAUCUGGUAUGAAACUGUUAAGCUUUCACCGGGUAUAGAUUGACGCUUGGCCCUCGAGCCAUUUUUCUUCUUCAUCUUUCUCAACUCUCUUGGUCCGACCGUCUAUCCAGAUCUGGUAUGAAACUGUUAAGCUUUCACCGGGUAUAGAUUGACGCUUGGCCCUCGAGCCAUUUUUCUUCUUCAUCUUUCUCAACUCUCUUGGUCCGACCGUCUAUCCAGAUCUGGUAUGAAACUGUUAAGCUUUCACCGGGUAUAGAUUGACGCUUGGCCCUCGAGCCAUUUUUUUCUUCUUCAUCUUUUCUCAACUCUCUUGGUCCGACCGUCUAUCCAGAUCUGGUAUGAAACUGUUAAGCUUUCACCGGGUGUAGAUUGACGCUUGGCCCUCGAGCCAUUUUUCUUCUUCAUCUUUCUCAACUCUCUUGGUCCGACCGUCUAUCCAGAUCUGGUAUGAAACUGUUAAGCUUUCACCGGGUGUAGAUUGACGCUUGGCCCCUCGAGCCAUUUUUUCUUCUUCAUCUUUCUCAACUCUCUUGGUCCGACCGUCUAUCCAGAUCUGGUAUGAAACUGUUAAGCUUUCACCGGGUGUAGAUUGACGCUUGGCCCCUCGAGCCAUUUUUUUCUUCUUCAUCUUUCUCAACUCUCUUGGUCCGACCGUCUAUCCAGAUCUGGUAUGAAACUGUUAAGCUUUCACCGGGUGUAGAUUGACGCUUGGCCCUCGAGCCAUUUUUUUCUUCUUCAUCUUUCUCAACUCUCUUGGUCCGACCGUCUAUCCAGAUCUGGUAUGAAACUGUUAAGCUUUCACCGGGUAUAGAUUGACGCUUGGCCCUCGAGCCAUUUUUUUCUUCUUCAUCUUUCUCAACUCUCUUGGUCCGACCGUCUAUCCAGAUCUGGUAUGAAACUGUUAAGCUUUUCACCGGGUGUAGAUUGACGCUUGGCCCUCGAGCCAUUUUUUUCUUCUUCAUCUUUCUCAACUCUCUUGGUCCGACCGUCUAUCCAGAUCUGGUAUGAAACUGUUAAGCUUUCACCGGGUAUAGAUUGACGCUUGGCCCUCGAGCCAUUUUUCUUCUUCAUCUUUUCUCAACUCUCUUGGUCCGACCGUCUAUCCAGAUCUGGUAUGAAACUGUUAAGCUUUCACCGGGUAUAGAUUGACGCUUGGCCCUCGAGCCAUUUUUUUCUUCUUCAUCUUUCUCAACUCUCUUGGUCCGACCGUCUAUCCAGAUCUGGUAUGAAACUGUUAAGCUUUCACCGGGUAUAGAUUGACGCUUGGCCCCUCGAGCCAUUUUUUUCUUCUUCAUCUUUCUCAACUCUCUUGGUCCGACCGUCUAUCCAGAUCUGGUAUGAAACUGUUAAGCUUUUCACCGGGUAUAGAUUGACGCUUGGCCCUCGAGCCAUUUUUUUCUUCUUCAUCUUUCUCAACUCUCUUGGUCCGACCGUCUAUCCAGAUCUGGUAUGAAACUGUUAAGCUUUCACCGGGUAUAGAUUGACGCUUGGCCCUCGAGCCAUUUUUUCUUCUUCAUCUUUCUCAACUCUCUUGGUCCGACCGUCUAUCCAGAUCUGGUAUGAAACUGUUAAGCUUUCACCGGGUAUAGAUUGACGCUUGGCCCCUCGAGCCAUUUUUUUCUUCUUCAUCUUUCUCAACUCUCUUGGUCCGACCGUCUAUCCAGAUCUGGUAUGAAACUGUUAAGCUUUUCACCGGGUGUAGAUUGACGCUUGGCCCUCGAGCCAUUUUUUUCAUCUUCAUCUUUCUCAACUCUCUUGGUCCGACCGUCUAUCCAGAUCUGGUAUGAAACUGUUAAGCUUUCACCGGGUAUAGAUUGACGCUUGGCCCUCGAGCCAUUUUUUUCUUCUUCAUCUUUCUCAACUCUCUUGGUCCGACCGUCUAUCCAGAUCUGGUAUGAAACUGUUAAGCUUUCACCGGGUAUAGAUUGACGCUUGGCCCUCGAGCCAUUUUUUUCUUCUUCAUCUUUCUCAACUCUCUUGGUCCGACCGUCUAUCCAGAUCUGGUAUGAAACUGUUAAGCUUUCACCGGGUAUAGAUUGACGCUUGGCCCUCGAGCCAUUUUUUUCUUCUUCAUCUUUCUCAACUCUCUUGGUCCGACCGUCUAUCCAGAUCUGGUAUGAAACUGUUAAGCUUUCACCGGGUGUAGAUUGACGCUUGGCCCUCGAGCCAUUUUUUUCUUCUUCAUCUUUCUCAACUCUCUUGGUCCGACCGUCUAUCCAGAUCUGGUAUGAAACUGUUAAGCUUUCACCGGGUGUAGAUUGACGCUUGGCCCUCGAGCCAUUUUUUUCUUCUUCAUCUUUCUCAACUCUCUUGGUCCGACCGUCUAUCCAGAUCUGGUAUGAAACUGUUAAGCUUUUCACCGGGUAUAGAUUGACGCUUGGCCCUCGAGCCAUUUUUUUCUUCUUCAUCUUUCUCAACUCUCUUGGUCCGACCGUCUAUCCAGAUCUGGUAUGAAACUGUUAAGCUUUCACCGGGUAUAGAUUGACGCUUGGCCCUCGAGCCAUUUUUCUUCUUCAUCUUUCUCAACUCUCUUGGUCCGACCGUCUAUCCAGAUCUGGUAUGAAACUGUUAAGCUUUCACCGGGUAUAGAUUGACGCUUGGCCCUCGAGCCAUUUUUCUUCUUCAUCUUUCUCAACUCUCUUGGUCCGACCGUCUAUCCAGAUCUGGUAUGAAACUGUUAAGCUUUCACCGGGUAUAGAUUGACGCUUGGCCCUCGAGCCAUUUUUCUUCUUCAUCUUUCUCAACUCUCUUGGUCCGACCGUCUAUCCAGAUCUGGUAUGAAACUGUUAAGCUUUCACCGGGUAUAGAUUGACGCUUGGCCCUCGAGCCAUUUUUUUCUUCUUCAUCUUUCUCAACUCUCUUGGUCCGACCGUCUAUCCAGAUCUGGUAUGAAACUGUUAAGCUUUCACCGGGUAUAGAUUGACGCUUGGCCCUCGAGCCAUUUUUUCUUCUUCAUCUUUCUCAACUCUCUUGGUCCGACCGUCUAUCCAGAUCUGGUAUGAAACUGUUAAGCUUUCACCGGGUGUAGAUUGACGCUUGGCCCUCGAGCCAUUUUUUUCUUCUUCAUCUUUCUCAACUCUCUUGGUCCGACCGUCUAUCCAGAUCUGGUAUGAAACUGUUAAGCUUUCACCGGGUAUAGAUUGACGCUUGGCCCCUCGAGCCAUUUUUUUCUUCUUCAUCUUUCUCAACUCUCUUGGUCCGACCGUCUAUCCAGAUCUGGUAUGAAACUGUUAAGCUUUCACCGGGUAUAGAUUGACGCUUGGCCCUCGAGCCAUUUUUUUCUUCUUCAUCUUUUCUCAACUCUCUUGGUCCGACCGUCUAUCCAGAUCUGGUAUGAAACUGUUAAGCUUUCACCGGGUAUAGAUUGACGCUUGGCCCUCGAGCCAUUUUUUUCUUCUUCAUCUUUCUCAACUCUCUUGGUCCGACCGUCUAUCCAGAUCUGGUAUGAAACUGUUAAGCUUUUCACCGGGUGUAGAUUGACGCUUGGCCCUCGAGCCAUUUUUUUCAUCUUCAUCUUUCUCAACUCUCUUGGUCCGACCGUCUAUCCAGAUCUGGUAUGAAACUGUUAAGCUUUCACCGGGUAUAGAUUGACGCUUGGCCCUCGAGCCAUUUUUUUCUUCUUCAUCUUUCUCAACUCUCUUGGUCCGACCGUCUAUCCAGAUCUGGUAUGAAACUGUUAAGCUUUUCACCGGGUAUAGAUUGACGCUUGGCCCUCGAGCCAUUUUUUCAUCUUCAUCUUUCUCAACUCUCUUGGUCCGACCGUCUAUCCAGAUCUGGUAUGAAACUGUUAAGCUUUCACCGGGUAUAGAUUGACGCUUGGCCCUCGAGCCAUUUUUUUCUUCUUCAUCUUUCUCAACUCUCUUGGUCCGACCGUCUAUCCAGAUCUGGUAUGAAACUGUUAAGCUUUCACCGGGUGUAGAUUGACGCUUGGCCCUCGAGCCAUUUUUUCAUCUUCAUCUUUCUCAACUCUCUUGGUCCGACCGUCUAUCCAGAUCUGGUAUGAAACUGUUAAGCUUUCACCGGGUAUAGAUUGACGCUUGGCCCUCGAGCCAUUUUUUUCUUCUUCAUCUUUCUCAACUCUCUUGGUCCGACCGUCUAUCCAGAUCUGGUAUGAAACUGUUAAGCUUUCACCGGGUAUAGAUUGACGCUUGGCCCUCGAGCCAUUUUUUUCAUCUUCAUCUUUCUCAACUCUCUUGGUCCGACCGUCUAUCCAGAUCUGGUAUGAAACUGUUAAGCUUUUCACCGGGUGUAGAUUGACGCUUGGCCCCUCGAGCCAUUUUUUUCAUCUUCAUCUUUCUCAACUCUCUUGGUCCGACCGUCUAUCCAGAUCUGGUAUGAAACUGUUAAGCUUUCACCGGGUAUAGAUUGACGCUUGGCCCCUCGAGCCAUUUUUUUCUUCUUCAUCUUUCUCAACUCUCUUGGUCCGACCGUCUAUCCAGAUCUGGUAUGAAACUGUUAAGCUUUUCACCGGGUAUAGAUUGACGCUUGGCCCUCGAGCCAUUUUUUUCUUCUUCAUCUUUCUCAACUCUCUUGGUCCGACCGUCUAUCCAGAUCUGGUAUGAAACUGUUAAGCUUUUCACCGGGUGUAGAUUGACGCUUGGCCCUCGAGCCAUUUUUUUCAUCUUCAUCUUUCUCAACUCUCUUGGUCCGACCGUCUAUCCAGAUCUGGUAUGAAACUGUUAAGCUUUCACCGGGUAUAGAUUGACGCUUGGCCCUCGAGGCCAUUUUUUUCAUCUUCAUCUUUCUCAACUCUCUUGGUCCGACCGUCUAUCCAGAUCUGGUAUGAAACUGUUAAGCUUUCACCGGGUGUAGAUUGACGCUUGGCCCUCGAGCCAUUUUUUUCAUCUUCAUCUUUCUCAACUCUCUUGGUCCGACCGUCUAUCCAGAUCUGGUAUGAAAACUGUUAAGCUUUCACCGGGUAUAGAUUGACGCUUGGCCCCUCGAGCCAUUUUUUUCAUCUUCAUCUUUCUCAACUCUCUUGGUCCGACCGUCUAUCCAGAUCUGGUAUGAAACUGUUAAGCUUUCACCGGGUGUAGAUUGACGCUUGGCCCUCGAGGCCAUUUUUUUCAUCUUCAUCUUUCUCAACUCUCUUGGUCCGACCGUCUAUCCAGAUCUGGUAUGAAACUGUUAAGCUUUCACCGGGUAUAGAUUGACGCUUGGCCCUCGAGCCAUUUUUCAUCUUCAUCUUUCUCAACUCUCUUGGUCCGACCGUCUAUCCAGAUCUGGUAUGAAACUGUUAAGCUUUCACCGGGUGUAGAUUGACGCUUGGCCCUCGAGCCAUUUUUCAUCUUCAUCUUUCUCAACUCUCUUGGUCCGACCGUCUAUCCAGAUCUGGUAUGAAACUGUUAAGCUUUCACCGGGUAUAGAUUGACGCUUGGCCCUCGAGGCCAUUUUUCAUCUUCAUCUUUCUCAACUCUCUUGGUCCGACCGUCUAUCCAGAUCUGGUAUGAAACUGUUAAGCUUUCACCGGGUAUAGAUUGACGCUUGGCCCUCGAGGCCAUUUUUUUCAUCUUCAUCUUUCUCAACUCUCUUGGUCCGACCGUCUAUCCAGAUCUGGUAUGAAACUGUUAAGCUUUCACCGGGUAUAGAUUGACGCUUGGCCCUCGGGCCAUUUUUCAUCUUCAUCUUUCUCAACUCUCUUGGUCCGACCGUCUAUCCAGAUCUGGUAUGAAACUGUUAAGCUUUCACCGGGUAUAGAUUGACGCUUGGCCCCUCGAGGCCAUUUUUUUCAUCUUCAUCUUUCUCAACUCUCUUGGUCCGACCGUCUAUCCAGAUCUGGUAUGAAACUGUUAAGCUUUCACCGGGUAUAGAUUGACGCUUGGCCCUCGAGCCAUUUUUUUCAUCUUCAUCUUUCUCAACUCUCUUGGUCCGACCGUCUAUCCAGAUCUGGUAUGAAACUGUUAAGCUUUCACCGGGUAUAGAUUGACGCUUGGCCCUCGAGGCCAUUUUUUUCAUCUUCAUCUUUCUCAACUCUCUUGGUCCGACCGUCUAUCCAGAUCUGGUAUGAAACUGUUAAGCUUUUCACCGGGUAUAGAUUGACGCUUGGCCCUCGAGGCCAUUUUUUUCAUCUUCAUCUUUCUCAACUCUCUUGGUCCGACCGUCUAUCCAGAUCUGGUAUGAAACUGUUAAGCUUUCACCGGGUGUAGAUUGACGCUUGGCCCUCGAGGCCAUUUUUUUCAUCUUCAUCUUUCUCAACUCUCUUGGUCCGACCGUCUAUCCAGAUCUGGUAUGAAACUGUUAAGCUUUCACCGGGUAUAGAUUGACGCUUGGCCCCUCGAGCCAUUUUUUUCAUCUUCAUCUUUCAUAACUCUCUUGGUCCGACCGUCUAUCCAGAUCUGGUAUGAAACUGUUAAGCUUUCACCGGGUAUAGAUUGACGCUUGGCCCUCGAGCCAUUUUUCAUCUUCAUCUUUCUCAACUCUCUUGGUCCGACCGUCUAUCCAGAUCUGGUAUGAAACUGUUAAGCUUUCACCGGGUGUAGAUUGACGCUUGGCCCUCGAGCCAUUUUUCAUCUUCAUCUUUCUCAACUCUCUUGGUCCGACCGUCUAUCCAGAUCUGGUAUGAAACUGUUAAGCUUUCACCGGGUAUAGAUUGACGCUUGGCCCUCGAGCCAUUUUUCAUCUUCAUCUUUCUCAACUCUCUUGGUCCGACCGUCUAUCCAGAUCUGGUAUGAAACUGUUAAGCUUUCACCGGGUAUAGAUUGACGCUUGGCCCUCGGGCCAUUUUUCAUCUUCAUCUUUCUCAAUUCUCUUGGUCCGACCGUCUAUCCAGAUCUGGUAUGAAACUGUUAAGCUUUCACCGGGUGUAGAUUGACGCUUGGCCCCUCGAGCCAUUUUUUUCAUCUUCAUCUUUCUCAACUCUCUUGGUCCGACCGUCUAUCCAGAUCUGGUAUGAAACUGUUAAGCUUUCACCGGGUAUAGAUUGACGCUUGGCCCUCGGGCCAUUUUUCAUCUUCAUCUUUCUCAACUCUCUUGGUCCGACCGUCUAUCCAGAUCUGGUAUGAAACUGUUAAGCUUUCACCGGGUAUAGAUUGACGCUUGGCCCUCGGGCCAUUUUUCAUCUUCAUCUUUCUCAACUCUCUUGGUCCGACCGUCUAUCCAGAUCUGGUAUGAAACUGUUAAGCUUUCACCGGGUGUAGAUUGACGCUUGGCCCUCGAGGCCAUUUUUUUCAUCUUCAUCUUUCUCAACUCUCUUGGUCCGACCGUCUAUCCAGAUCUGGUAUGAAACUGUUAAGCUUUUCACCGGGUGUAGAUUGACGCUUGGCCCUCGAGCCAUUUUUUUCUUCUUCAUCUUUCUCAACUCUCUUGGUCCGACCGUCUAUCCAGAUCUGGUAUGAAACUGUUAAGCUUUCACCGGGUAUAGAUUGACGCUUGGCCCCUCGAGCCAUUUUUUUCAUCUUCAUCUUUCUCAACUCUCUUGGUCCGACCGUCUAUCCAGAUCUGGUAUGAAACUGUUAAGCUUUUCACCGGGUGUAGAUUGACGCUUGGCCCUCGAGCCAUUUUUUUCAUCUUCAUCUUUCUCAACUCUCUUGGUCCGACCGUCUAUCCAGAUCUGGUAUGAAACUGUUAAGCUUUCACCGGGUAUAGAUUGACGCUUGGCCCUCGAGCCAUUUUUUUCAUCUUCAUCUUUCUCAACUCUCUUGGUCCGACCGUCUAUCCAGAUCUGGUAUGAAACUGUUAAGCUUUCACCGGGUAUAGAUUGACGCUUGGCCCCUCGAGGCCAUUUUUUUCAUCUUCAUCUUUCUCAACUCUCUUGGUCCGACCGUCUAUCCAGAUCUGGUAUGAAACUGUUAAGCUUUCACCGGGUAUAGAUUGACGCUUGGCCCUCGAGCCAUUUUUUUCAUCUUCAUCUUUCUCAACUCUCUUGGUCCGACCGUCUAUCCAGAUCUGGUAUGAAACUGUUAAGCUUUCACCGGGUAUAGAUUGACGCUUGGCCCUCGAGGCCAUUUUUUUCAUCUUCAUCUUUCUCAACUCUCUUGGUCCGACCGUCUAUCCAGAUCUGGUAUGAAACUGUUAAGCUUUUCACCGGGUAUAGAUUGACGCUUGGCCCUCGAGCCAUUUUUUUCAUCUUCAUCUUUCUCAACUCUCUUGGUCCGACCGUCUAUCCAGAUCUGGUAUGAAACUGUUAAGCUUUUCACCGGGUAUAGAUUGACGCUUGGCCCUCGAGCCAUUUUUCUUCUUCAUCUUUCUCAACUCUCUUGGUCCGACCGUCUAUCCAGAUCUGGUAUGAAACUGUUAAGCUUUUCACCGGGUGUAGAUUGACGCUUGGCCCCUCGAGCCAUUUUUUUCAUCUUCAUCUUUCUCAACUCUCUUGGUCCGACCGUCUAUCCAGAUCUGGUAUGAAACUGUUAAGCUUUUCACCGGGUAUAGAUUGACGCUUGGCCCUCGGGCCAUUUUUCAUCUUCAUCUUUCUCAACUCUCUUGGUCCGACCGUCUAUCCAGAUCUGGUAUGAAACUGUUAAGCUUUCACCGGGUGUAGAUUGACGCUUGGCCCCUCGAGCCAUUUUUCAUCUUCAUCUUUCUCAACUCUCUUGGUCCGACCGUCUAUCCAGAUCUGGUAUGAAACUGUUAAGCUUUCACCGGGUAUAGAUUGACGCUUGGCCCUCGAGCCAUUUUUCAUCUUCAUCUUUCUCAACUCUCUUGGUCCGACCGUCUAUCCAGAUCUGGUAUGAAACUGUUAAGCUUUCACCGGGUAUAGAUUGACGCUUGGCCCUCGGGCCAUUUUUCUUCUUCAUCUUUUCUCAACUCUCUUGGUCCGACCGUCUAUCCAGAUCUGGUAUGAAACUGUUAAGCUUUUCACCGGGUGUAGAUUGACGCUUGGCCCUCGAGCCAUUUUUUUCAUCUUCAUCUUUCUCAACUCUCUUGGUCCGACCGUCUAUCCAGAUCUGGUAUGAAACUGUUAAGCUUUCACCGGGUAUAGAUUGACGCUUGGCCCUCGAGCCAUUUUUUUCUUCUUCAUCUUUCUCAACUCUCUUGGUCCGACCGUCUAUCCAGAUCUGGUAUGAAACUGUUAAGCUUUUCACCGGGUGUAGAUUGACGCUUGGCCCUCGAGCCAUUUUUUUCAUCUUCAUCUUUCUCAACUCUCUUGGUCCGACCGUCUAUCCAGAUCUGGUAUGAAACUGUUAAGCUUUCACCGGGUGUAGAUUGACGCUUGGCCCCUCGAGCCAUUUUUUUCUUCUUCAUCUUUCUCAACUCUCUUGGUCCGACCGUCUAUCCAGAUCUGGUAUGAAACUGUUAAGCUUUCACCGGGUAUAGAUUGACGCUUGGCCCUCGAGCCAUUUUUUUCUUCUUCAUCUUUCUCAACUCUCUUGGUCCGACCGUCUAUCCAGAUCUGGUAUGAAACUGUUAAGCUUUCACCGGGUAUAGAUUGACGCUUGGCCCUCGAGCCAUUUUUUUCUUCUUCAUCUUUCUCAACUCUCUUGGUCCGACCGUCUAUCCAGAUCUGGUAUGAAACUGUUAAGCUUUCACCGGGUGUAGAUUGACGCUUGGCCCUCGAGCCAUUUUUCUUCUUCAUCUUUCUCAACUCUCUUGGUCCGACCGUCUAUCCAGAUCUGGUAUGAAACUGUUAAGCUUUCACCGGGUGUAGAUUGACGCUUGGCCCUCGAGCCAUUUUUUUCUUCUUCAUCUUUCUCAACUCUCUUGGUCCGACCGUCUAUCCAGAUCUGGUAUGAAACUGUUAAGCUUUCACCGGGUGUAGAUUGACGCUUGGCCCUCGAGCCAUUUUUUUCUUCUUCAUCUUUCUCAACUCUCUUGGUCCGACCGUCUAUCCAGAUCUGGUAUGAAACUGUUAAGCUUUCACCGGGUGUAGAUUGACGCUUGGCCCUCGAGCCAUUUUUCUUCUUCAUCUUUUCUCAACUCUCUUGGUCCGACCGUCUAUCCAGAUCUGGUAUGAAACUGUUAAGCUUUUCACCGGGUGUAGAUUGACGCUUGGCCCUCGAGCCAUUUUUUCUUCUUCAUCUUUCUCAACUCUCUUGGUCCGACCGUCUAUCCAGAUCUGGUAUGAAACUGUUAAGCUUUCACCGGGUAUAGAUUGACGCUUGGCCCUCGAGCCAUUUUUUUCUUCUUCAUCUUUCUCAACUCUCUUGGUCCGACCGUCUAUCCAGAUCUGGUAUGAAACUGUUAAGCUUUCACCGGGUGUAGAUUGACGCUUGGCCCUCGAGCCAUUUUUUUCUUCUUCAUCUUUCUCAACUCUCUUGGUCCGACCGUCUAUCCAGAUCUGGUAUGAAACUGUUAAGCUUUCACCGGGUAUAGAUUGACGCUUGGCCCUCGAGCCAUUUUUUUCUUCUUCAUCUUUCUCAACUCUCUUGGUCCGACCGUCUAUCCAGAUCUGGUAUGAAACUGUUAAGCUUUUCACCGGGUGUAGAUUGACGCUUGGCCCUCGAGCCAUUUUUUUCUUCUUCAUCUUUCUCAACUCUCUUGGUCCGACCGUCUAUCCAGAUCUGGUAUGAAACUGUUAAGCUUUCACCGGGUAUAGAUUGACGCUUGGCCCCUCGAGCCAUUUUUUUCUUCUUCAUCUUUCUCAACUCUCUUGGUCCGACCGUCUAUCCAGAUCUGGUAUGAAACUGUUAAGCUUUCACCGGGUGUAGAUUGACGCUUGGCCCUCGAGCCAUUUUUUUCUUCUUCAUCUUUCUCAACUCUCUUGGUCCGACCGUCUAUCCAGAUCUGGUAUGAAACUGUUAAGCUUUUCACCGGGUGUAGAUUGACGCUUGGCCCCUCGAGCCAUUUUUUUCUUCUUCAUCUUUCUCAACUCUCUUGGUCCGACCGUCUAUCCAGAUCUGGUAUGAAACUGUUAAGCUUUCACCGGGUGUAGAUUGACGCUUGGCCCUCGAGCCAUUUUUUUCUUCUUCAUCUUUCUCAACUCUCUUGGUCCGACCGUCUAUCCAGAUCUGGUAUGAAACUGUUAAGCUUUCACCGGGUGUAGAUUGACGCUUGGCCCCUCGAGCCAUUUUUUUCUUCUUCAUCUUUCUCAACUCUCUUGGUCCGACCGUCUAUCCAGAUCUGGUAUGAAACUGUUAAGCUUUCACCGGGUGUAGAUUGACGCUUGGCCCUCGAGCCAUUUUUCUUCUUCAUCUUUCUCAACUCUCUUGGUCCGACCGUCUAUCCAGAUCUGGUAUGAAACUGUUAAGCUUUCACCGGGUAUAGAUUGACGCUUGGCCCUCGAGCCAUUUUUUUCUUCUUCAUCUUUCUCAACUCUCUUGGUCCGACCGUCUAUCCAGAUCUGGUAUGAAACUGUUAAGCUUUCACCGGGUAUAGAUUGACGCUUGGCCCCUCGAGCCAUUUUUUUCUUCUUCAUCUUUCUCAACUCUCUUGGUCCGACCGUCUAUCCAGAUCUGGUAUGAAACUGUUAAGCUUUCACCGGGUGUAGAUUGACGCUUGGCCCUCGAGCCAUUUUUUUCUUCUUCAUCUUUCUCAACUCUCUUGGUCCGACCGUCUAUCCAGAUCUGGUAUGAAACUGUUAAGCUUUCACCGGGUGUAGAUUGACGCUUGGCCCUCGAGCCAUUUUUUUCUUCUUCAUCUUUCUCAACUCUCUUGGUCCGACCGUCUAUCCAGAUCUGGUAUGAAACUGUUAAGCUUUCACCGGGUGUAGAUUGACGCUUGGCCCUCGAGCCAUUUUUUUCUUCUUCAUCUUUCUCAACUCUCUUGGUCCGACCGUCUAUCCAGAUCUGGUAUGAAACUGUUAAGCUUUCACCGGGUGUAGAUUGACGCUUGGCCCUCGAGCCAUUUUUUUCUUCUUCAUCUUUCUCAACUCUCUUGGUCCGACCGUCUAUCCAGAUCUGGUAUGAAACUGUUAAGCUUUCACCGGGUGUAGAUUGACGCUUGGCCCUCGAGCCAUUUUUCUUCUUCAUCUUUCUCAACUCUCUUGGUCCGACCGUCUAUCCAGAUCUGGUAUGAAACUGUUAAGCUUUCACCGGGUGUAGAUUGACGCUUGGCCCUCGAGCCAUUUUUCUUCUUCAUCUUUCUCAACUCUCUUGGUCCGACCGUCUAUCCAGAUCUGGUAUGAAACUGUUAAGCUUUCACCGGGUAUAGAUUGACGCUUGGCCCUCGAGCCAUUUUUCUUCUUCAUCUUUCUCAACUCUCUUGGUCCGACCGUCUAUCCAGAUCUGGUAUGAAACUGUUAAGCUUUCACCGGGUGUAGAUUGACGCUUGGCCCUCGAGCCAUUUUUCUUCUUCAUCUUUCUCAACUCUCUUGGUCCGACCGUCUAUCCAGAUCUGGUAUGAAACUGUUAAGCUUUCACCGGGUGUAGAUUGACGCUUGGCCCUCGAGCCAUUUUUCUUCUUCAUCUUUCUCAACUCUCUUGGUCCGACCGUCUAUCCAGAUCUGGUAUGAAACUGUUAAGCUUUCACCGGGUGUAGAUUGACGCUUGGCCCUCGAGCCAUUUUUUUCUUCUUCAUCUUUCUCAACUCUCUUGGUCCGACCGUCUAUCCAGAUCUGGUAUGAAACUGUUAAGCUUUCACCGGGUGUAGAUUGACGCUUGGCCCUCGAGCCAUUUUUUCUUCUUCAUCUUUCUCAACUCUCUUGGUCCGACCGUCUAUCCAGAUCUGGUAUGAAACUGUUAAGCUUUCACCGGGUGUAGAUUGACGCUUGGCCCUCGAGCCAUUUUUUCUUCUUCAUCUUUCUCAACUCUCUUGGUCCGACCGUCUAUCCAGAUCUGGUAUGAAACUGUUAAGCUUUCACCGGGUGUAGAUUGACGCUUGGCCCUCGAGCCAUUUUUUUCUUCUUCAUCUUUCUCAACUCUCUUGGUCCGACCGUCUAUCCAGAUCUGGUAUGAAACUGUUAAGCUUUUCACCGGGUGUAGAUUGACGCUUGGCCCUCGAGCCAUUUUUCUUCUUCAUCUUUCUCAACUCUCUUGGUCCGACCGUCUAUCCAGAUCUGGUAUGAAACUGUUAAGCUUUCACCGGGUGUAGAUUGACGCUUGGCCCCUCGAGCCAUUUUUUUCUUCUUCAUCUUUCUCAACUCUCUUGGUCCGACCGUCUAUCCAGAUCUGGUAUGAAACUGUUAAGCUUUCACCGGGUAUAGAUUGACGCUUGGCCCCUCGAGCCAUUUUUUCUUCUUCAUCUUUUCUCAACUCUCUUGGUCCGACCGUCUAUCCAGAUCUGGUAUGAAACUGUUAAGCUUUCACCGGGUGUAGAUUGACGCUUGGCCCUCGAGCCAUUUUUUCUUCUUCAUCUUUCUCAACUCUCUUGGUCCGACCGUCUAUCCAGAUCUGGUAUGAAACUGUUAAGCUUUCACCGGGUAUAGAUUGACGCUUGGCCCUCGAGCCAUUUUUUCUUCUUCAUCUUUCUCAACUCUCUUGGUCCGACCGUCUAUCCAGAUCUGGUAUGAAACUGUUAGCUUUCACCGGGUGUAGAUUGACGCUUGGCCCUCGAGCCAUUUUUUUCUUCUUCAUCUUUCUCAACUCUCUUGGUCCGACCGUCUAUCCAGAUCUGGUAUGAAACUGUUAAGCUUUCACCGGGUGUAGAUUGACGCUUGGCCCUCGAGCCAUUUUUCUUCUUCAUCUUUCUCAACUCUCUUGGUCCGACCGUCUAUCCAGAUCUGGUAUGAAACUGUUAAGCUUUCACCGGGUGUAGAUUGACGCUUGGCCCUCGAGCCAUUUUUUUCUUCUUCAUCUUUCUCAACUCUCUUGGUCCGACCGUCUAUCCAGAUCUGGUAUGAAACUGUUAAGCUUUCACCGGGUGUAGAUUGACGCUUGGCCCUCGAGCCAUUUUUUUCUUCUUCAUCUUUCUCAACUCUCUUGGUCCGACCGUCUAUCCAGAUCUGGUAUGAAACUGUUAAGCUUUCACCGGGUAUAGAUUGACGCUUGGCCCUCGAGCCAUUUUUUUCUUCUUCAUCUUUCUCAACUCUCUUGGUCCGACCGUCUAUCCAGAUCUGGUAUGAAACUGUUAAGCUUUCACCGGGUGUAGAUUGACGCUUGGCCCUCGAGCCAUUUUUCUUCUUCAUCUUUCUCAACUCUCUUGGUCCGACCGUCUAUCCAGAUCUGGUAUGAAACUGUUAAGCUUUCACCGGGUGUAGAUUGACGCUUGGCCCUCGAGCCAUUUUUUUCUUCUUCAUCUUUCUCAACUCUCUUGGUCCGACCGUCUAUCCAGAUCUGGUAUGAAACUGUUAAGCUUUCACCGGGUGUAGAUUGACGCUUGGCCCUCGAGCCAUUUUUUUCUUCUUCAUCUUUCUCAACUCUCUUGGUCCGACCGUCUAUCCAGAUCUGGUAUGAAACUGUUAAGCUUUCACCGGGUGUAGAUUGACGCUUGGCCCUCGAGCCAUUUUUCUUCUUCAUCUUUCUCAACUCUCUUGGUCCGACCGUCUAUCCAGAUCUGGUAUGAAACUGUUAAGCUUUCACCGGGUAUAGAUUGACGCUUGGCCCUCGAGCCAUUUUUCUUCUUCAUCUUUCUCAACUCUCUUGGUCCGACCGUCUAUCCAGAUCUGGUAUGAAACUGUUAAGCUUUCACCGGGUAUAGAUUGACGCUUGGCCCUCGAGCCAUUUUUUUCUUCUUCAUCUUUCUCAACUCUCUUGGUCCGACCGUCUAUCCAGAUCUGGUAUGAAACUGUUAAGCUUUCACCGGGUGUAGAUUGACGCUUGGCCCUCGAGCCAUUUUUUUCUUCUUCAUCUUUUCUCAACUCUCUUGGUCCGACCGUCUAUCCAGAUCUGGUAUGAAACUGUUAAGCUUUCACCGGGUGUAGAUUGACGCUUGGCCCUCGAGCCAUUUUUUUCUUCUUCAUCUUUCUCAACUCUCUUGGUCCGACCGUCUAUCCAGAUCUGGUAUGAAACUGUUAAGCUUUCACCGGGUGUAGAUUGACGCUUGGCCCUCGAGCCAUUUUUUUCUUCUUCAUCUUUCUCAACUCUCUUGGUCCGACCGUCUAUCCAGAUCUGGUAUGAAACUGUUAAGCUUUCACCGGGUGUAGAUUGACGCUUGGCCCUCGAGCCAUUUUUUUCUUCUUCAUCUUUCUCAACUCUCUUGGUCCGACCGUCUAUCCAGAUCUGGUAUGAAACUGUUAAGCUUUUCACCGGGUGUAGAUUGACGCUUGGCCCUCGAGCCAUUUUUUUCAUCUUCAUCUUUCUCAACUCUCUUGGUCCGACCGUCUAUCCAGAUCUGGUAUGAAACUGUUAAGCUUUUCACCGGGUAUAGAUUGACGCUUGGCCCUCGAGCCAUUUUUUUCUUCUUCAUCUUUCUCAACUCUCUUGGUCCGACCGUCUAUCCAGAUCUGGUAUGAAACUGUUAAGCUUUCACCGGGUGUAGAUUGACGCUUGGCCCUCGAGCCAUUUUUUUCAUCUUCAUCUUUCUCAACUCUCUUGGUCCGACCGUCUAUCCAGAUCUGGUAUGAAACUGUUAAGCUUUCACCGGGUAUAGAUUGACGCUUGGCCCUCGAGCCAUUUUUUUCUUCUUCAUCUUUCUCAACUCUCUUGGUCCGACCGUCUAUCCAGAUCUGGUAUGAAACUGUUAAGCUUUCACCGGGUGUAGAUUGACGCUUGGCCCUCGAGCCAUUUUUUUCAUCUUCAUCUUUCUCAACUCUCUUGGUCCGACCGUCUAUCCAGAUCUGGUAUGAAACUGUUAAGCUUUCACCGGGUAUAGAUUGACGCUUGGCCCUCGAGCCAUUUUUUUCAUCUUCAUCUUUCUCAACUCUCUUGGUCCGACCGUCUAUCCAGAUCUGGUAUGAAACUGUUAAGCUUUCACCGGGUAUAGAUUGACGCUUGGCCCUCGAGCCAUUUUUUUCAUCUUCAUCUUUUCUCAACUCUCUUGGUCCGACCGUCUAUCCAGAUCUGGUAUGAAACUGUUAAGCUUUCACCGGGUGUAGAUUGACGCUUGGCCCUCGAGCCAUUUUUUUCAUCUUCAUCUUUCUCAACUCUCUUGGUCCGACCGUCUAUCCAGAUCUGGUAUGAAACUGUUAAGCUUUUCACCGGGUAUAGAUUGACGCUUGGCCCUCGAGCCAUUUUUUUCUUCUUCAUCUUUUCUCAACUCUCUUGGUCCGACCGUCUAUCCAGAUCUGGUAUGAAACUGUUAAGCUUUCACCGGGUAUAGAUUGACGCUUGGCCCUCGAGCCAUUUUUUUCUUCUUCAUCUUUCUCAACUCUCUUGGUCCGACCGUCUAUCCAGAUCUGGUAUGAAACUGUUAAGCUUUCACCGGGUAUAGAUUGACGCUUGGCCCUCGAGCCAUUUUUUUCAUCUUCAUCUUUCUCAACUCUCUUGGUCCGACCGUCUAUCCAGAUCUGGUAUGAAACUGUUAAGCUUUUCACCGGGUGUAGAUUGACGCUUGGCCCUCGAGCCAUUUUUUUCAUCUUCAUCUUUCUCAACUCUCUUGGUCCGACCGUCUAUCCAGAUCUGGUAUGAAACUGUUAAGCUUUCACCGGGUGUAGAUUGACGCUUGGCCCUCGAGCCAUUUUUUUCAUCUUCAUCUUUCUCAACUCUCUUGGUCCGACCGUCUAUCCAGAUCUGGUAUGAAACUGUUAAGCUUUUCACCGGGUGUAGAUUGACGCUUGGCCCUCGAGCCAUUUUUUUCAUCUUCAUCUUUCUCAACUCUCUUGGUCCGACCGUCUAUCCAGAUCUGGUAUGAAACUGUUAAGCUUUUCACCGGGUGUAGAUUGACGCUUGGCCCUCGAGCCAUUUUUUUCAUCUUCAUCUUUUCUCAACUCUCUUGGUCCGACCGUCUAUCCAGAUCUGGUAUGAAACUGUUAAGCUUUCACCGGGUGUAGAUUGACGCUUGGCCCUCGAGCCAUUUUUUUCAUCUUCAUCUUUCUCAACUCUCUUGGUCCGACCGUCUAUCCAGAUCUGGUAUGAAACUGUUAAGCUUUCACCGGGUAUAGAUUGACGCUUGGCCCUCGAGCCAUUUUUUUCAUCUUCAUCUUUUCUCAACUCUCUUGGUCCGACUGUCUAUCCAGAUCUGGUAUGAAACUGUUAAGCUUUUCACCGGGUAUAGAUUGACGCUUGGCCCUCGAGCCAUUUUUUUCAUCUUCAUCUUUCUCAACUCUCUUGGUCCGACUGUCUAUCCAGAUCUGGUAUGAAACUGUUAAGCUUUUCACCGGGUGUAGAUUGACGCUUGGCCCUCGAGCCAUUUUUUUCAUCUUCAUCUUUCUCAACUCUCUUGGUCCGACUGUCUAUCCAGAUCUGGUAUGAAACUGUUAAGCUUUUCACCGGGUAGAUUGACGCUUGGCCCUCGAGCCAUUUUUUUCAUCUUCAUCUUUUCUCAACUCUCUUGGUCCGACUGUCUAUCCAGAUCUGGUAUGAAACUGUUAAGCUUUCACCGGGUGUAGAUUGACGCUUGGCCCUCGAGCCAUUUUUUUCUUCUUCAUCUUUCUCAACUCUCUUGGUCCGACUGUCUAUCCAGAUCUGGUAUGAAACUGUUAAGCUUUUCACCGGGUGUAGAUUGACGCUUGGCCCUCGAGCCAUUUUUUUCAUCUUCAUCUUUUCUCAACUCUCUUGGUCCGACUGUCUAUCCAGAUCUGGUAUGAAACUGUUAAGCUUUUCACCGGGUAUAGAUUGACGCUUGGCCCUCGAGCCAUUUUUUUCAUCUUCAUCUUUCUCAACUCUCUUGGUCCGACUGUCUAUCCAGAUCUGGUAUGAAACUGUUAGCUUUUCACCGGGUGUAGAUUGACGCUUGGCCCUCGAGCCAUUUUUUUCAUCUUCAUCUUUUCUCAACUCUCUUGGUCCGACUGUCUAUCCAGAUCUGGUAUGAAACUGUUAAGCUUUCACCGGGUGUAGAUUGACGCUUGGCCCUCGAGCCAUUUUUUUCAUCUUCAUCUUUUCUCAACUCUCUUGGUCCGACUGUCUAUCCAGAUCUGGUAUGAAACUGUUAGCUUUUCACCGGGUAUAGAUUGACGCUUGGCCCUCGAGCCAUUUUUUUUCAUCUUCAUCUUUCUCAACUCUCUUGGUCCGACUGUCUAUCCAGAUCUGGUAUGAAACUGUUAGCUUUUCACCGGGUGUAGAUUGACGCUUGGCCCUCGAGCCAUUUUUUUCUUCUUCAUCUUUUCUCAACUCUCUUGGUCCGACUGUCUAUCCAGAUCUGGUAUGAAACUGUUAAGCUUUUCACCGGUAUAGAUUGACGCUUGGCCCUCGAGCCAUUUUUUUCAUCUUCAUCUUUUCUCAACUCUCUUGGUCCGACUGUCUAUCCAGAUCUGGUAUGAAACUGUUAAGCUUUUCACCGGUAUAGAUUGACGCUUGGCCCUCGAGCCAUUUUUUUCAUCUUCAUCUUUUCUCAACUCUCUUGGUCCGACUGUCUAUCCAGAUCUGGUAUGAAACUGUUGCUUUUCACCGGGUAUAGAUUGACGCUUGGCCCUCGAGCCAUUUUUUUCAUCUUCAUCUUUUCUCAACUCUCUUGGUCCGACUGUCUAUCCAGAUCUGGUAUGAAACUGUUAGCUUUUCACCGGGUGUAGAUUGACGCUUGGCCCUCGAGCCAUUUUUUUCUUCUUCAUCUUUUCUCAACUCUCUUGGUCCGACUGUCUAUCCAGAUCUGGUAUGAAACUGUUAAGCUUUUCACCGGGUAGAUUGACGCUUGGCUCUCGAGCCAUUUUUUUCAUCUUCAUCUUUUCUCAACUCUCUUGGUCCGACUGUCUAUCCAGAUCUGGUAUGAAACUGUUAAGCUUUUCACCGGGUAUAGAUUGACGCUUGGCCCUCGAGCCAUUUUUUUCAUCUUCAUCUUUUCUCAACUCUCUUGGUCCGACUGUCUAUCCAGAUCUGGUAUGAAACUGUUAAGCUUUUCACCGGUAUAGAUUGACGCUUGGCCCUCGAGCCAUUUUUUUCUUCUUCAUCUUUUCUCAACUCUCUUGGUCCGACUGUCUAUCCAGAUCUGGUAUGAAACUGUUGCUUUUCACCGGUAUAGAUUGACGCUUGGCCCUCGAGCCAUUUUUUUCAUCUUCAUCUUUUCUCAACUCUCUUGGUCCGACUGUCUAUCCAGAUCUGGUAUGAAACUGUUAAGCUUUCACCGGGUAGAUUGACGCUUGGCCCUCGAGCCAUUUUUUUCUUCUUCAUCUUUUCUCAACUCUCUUGGUCCGACUGUCUAUCCAGAUCUGGUAUGAAACUGUUAGCUUUUCACUGGUAGAUUGACGCUUGGCCCUCGAGCCAUUUUUUUCUUCUUUCAUCUUUUCUCAACUCUCUUGGUCCGACUGUCUAUCCAGAUCUGGUAUGAAACUGUUAGCUUUUCACCGGUGUAGAUUGACGCUUGGCCCUCGAGCCAUUUUUUUCAUCUUCAUCUUUCUCAACUCUCUUGGUCCGACUGUCUCAUCCAGAUCUGGUAUGAAACUGUUAGCUUUUCACCGGUAUAGAUUGACGCUUGGCCCUCGAGCCAUUUUUUUCUUCUUCAUCUUUUCUCAACUCUCUUGGUCCGACUGUCUAUCCAGAUCUGGUAUGAAACUGUUAGCUUUUCACCGGUGUAGAUUGACGCUUGGUCCCUCGAGCCAUUUUUUUCAUCUUCAUCUUUUCUCAACUCUCUUGGUCCGACUGUCUAUCCAGAUCUGGUAUGAAACUGUUAAGCUUUUCACCGGGUGUAGAUUGACGCUUGGCCCUCGAGCCAUUUUUUUCUUCUUCAUCUUUCUCAACUCUCUUGGUCCGACUGUCUAUCCAGAUCUGGUAUGAAACUGUUAAGCUUUUCACCGGGUGUAGAUUGACGCUUGGCCCUCGAGCCAUUUUUUUCAUCUUCAUCUUUCUCAACUCUCUUGGUCCGACCGUCUAUCCAGAUCUGGUAUGAAACUGUUAGCUUUCACCGGGUAUAGAUUGACGCUUGGCCCUCGAGCCAUUUUUUUCAUCUUCAUCUUUCUCAACUCUCUUGGUCCGACUGUCUAUCCAGAUCUGGUAUGAAACUGUUAAGCUUUUCACCGGGUAUAGAUUGACGCUUGGCCCUCGAGCCAUUUUUUUCAUCUUCAUCUUUCUCAACUCUCUUGGUCCGACCGUCUAUCCAGAUCUGGUAUGA
Molecule: messenger RNA, 24167 nt
Organism: Caenorhabditis auriculariae
Lineage: Eukaryota; Metazoa; Nematoda; Chromadorea; Rhabditida; Rhabditidae
Source: the annotation of a GenBank genome assembly